Molecule: messenger RNA, 1223 nt
Organism: Cladocopium goreaui
Lineage: Eukaryota; Dinophyceae; Suessiales; Symbiodiniaceae
Source: the annotation of a GenBank genome assembly
CAUCGCUGGGGGGUUCUCCUGACGCCAUGGCCUUGGAUGCCUGCGGAGUGCCCAGCCGCAGCUUCCAUCCAGCCGCAUCCAGGGAGUUCUCGACACGGCUGGGUUGUCGCAGAGAGCCGGUGGCUGUCCCCACAUGGAACCGCUUCAGAGCCACAGGAGUUACGGAUGCACCAGCAAUGGGCCUCAUUGGUGCUUGCUGGGCAUGGCGCAGGCGUGGGUUGGACCGUCUUAAACGACGGGCAGCGGUCCAAGAGCUUUCAGGCGUCAUCAAUUGGACUGGAAGCAGCAGGCUGACAAAGGAAGACGACCCGGAGAUCUAUCUGAUCCAGGGACUCUUCGAAGCUUCCCAGUUGGAGGAGCUCGUUGCGCUCUGCGAGCAGCGCCAAGGCUUUGCGCCCAGCGUGCAACGCCAAGCCUCUGGGGAUGUCAUCGUGAAUCAGCACCGAACAUCGAGCUCCUGCCCCAUGCUGUGGCCACUGAUGACACCUAAAGAUAGGCUUGAACAGCUCCGCAGCAUGGGCGGCAAUGAGGCGAAACUGGCCUCGCAGAUAGAGAAGGAGCUGCAAGCAGUGGAAGCCGUACAGAGGAGAUGUGCUGAGGUCAUUGGUGUGGACGAGAAUAGGAUUGAGCCCUUGCAGUUGGUGAAGUAUUUGCCGGGACAGUACUACAGCCCGCACAUGGACACGCAUGAAGAGCCAGAGCGGAAGUCUUCCUACUCAGGCGAGCAGAGGACACAUACCAUGCUGGUCUUCCUGAGCGAAGUCGCGGAGGAGGACGGUGGAGGUCACCUCCACUUUCCUCGUUUGGGUAUCAGCGUCUUGCCCCGUGUGGGCGAUGCCGUUCUGUGGCGGAACCUGACGGAUGAUGGAGAGCCUGACCUGUCACUGGGACGCGCACCGGGUGGGAUCCCUUCAGCACUGCAACUGCGACGUGGAAACCCGGAAAGCCUCCCCUGACCCCAGCCCAAGGAGGGUGCUUCAUGAAGGGGUUGCGCCAAAACAAUGUCAGAAACUGGCCAUGAAUGUCUGGGUGGCAGAUCGGCCCUUCUCGUUGAAUGCGAUUUCAGCAUGGCAGCAGAAGCAAGCGCAGCCUGAGCCUUCGUCCUCUUCGGGCUCCCAAUUUCUAGAUUGAACCAAGCUCUCGGUGAAAAGAUUGGGCAGCUGACGUCGCGUCAAUCCACCGGGUUUGAUAUCCUGGCCUUGCUACUUGAAUGUCAUCCUGAU